This is a messenger RNA of Anopheles maculipalpis, 1812 nucleotides long. Its product is annotated as maltase A3-like. The transcript is spliced from 4 exons. Bases 1 to 1797 code for a protein of 598 amino acids. Gene Ontology annotation, biological process: carbohydrate metabolic process. Lineage: Eukaryota; Metazoa; Arthropoda; Insecta; Diptera; Culicidae. The record is from RefSeq and is a predicted model, not a curated record.
AUGGGCGUUCUGAAACUUGUUCCAGUAGUGUGUGCAGUUCUGAUCGUGCCUUGGGUGCGAUGUUUAAAUCUAACCGAACCGACCAGCCGUGAUUGGUGGCAAAAGGCAGCAUUCUAUCAAAUAUAUCCCAGAUCGUUUAUGGAUAGUGAUGGUGAUGGAGUGGGAGAUUUGAACGGUAUUGCAUCGAAGCUACCAUACCUGAAAUCGAUAGGCAUUAAGGCAUUUUGGCUCUCACCCAUCUACAAAUCGCCAAUGGUGGACUUUGGCUACGAUAUAUCCGAUUUCCGCGACAUUCACGAGGAGUUUGGUACGAUGGCUGAUUUUGAGCAGCUAGUGGAGCAGGCGCAUGCUCUCGGCUUGAAGGUGAUCAUGGAUUUUGUACCGAAUCAUUCGAGCAAUCUGCACGAGUGGUUCAUCAAGUCAGAAAACCGAGAAUCAGGCUACGAAGAUUAUUACGUGUGGCAUGAUGGUAAAACGAAUCCGGAUGGUGGAAGAAAUUUACCACCCAACAAUUGGAUUCAAGCAUUCCGGGGCAGUGCUUGGCAGUGGAGCGAUAAGCGACAGCAGUACUACCUACACCAGUUCACUGUAGAGCAACCCGAUCUCAACUACCGCAAUCCAACGGUAGUGCAGGAAAUGAAGGAUGUGAUACUGUUCUGGCUGGACAAAGGAGUGGAUGGUUUUCGAAUCGAUGCCGUGCCGACACUGUUUGAAGAUACGGAGCUGCGUGACGAACCGUUGAGUGGGUUGGUGGACGAUCCGGAUGAUACCAACUACCUGUCCCAUAUCUACACUCAAGAUUUGCCCGAAACGGUCGAGAUGGUGUACGAGUGGAGGGAACUAAUUGAUGCUUAUCAGCAACAACACGGUGGGGAGACUAGGGUCAUGAUGACGGAAGCCUACUCAUCGCUGGACGUUAUAAAGACCUACUACGGUAGCAGCACUGGACGGUUGGGAUCGCAUAUGCCGUUUAACUUUAGGCUUAUCACUGAGGUGAACCAGCAAUCGACGGCAUCUGAUUACGUGAAGGUAGUAAAGGACUGGAUGAGUAUCUUACCCGCUGGCCAGGUGCCGAACUGGGUGAUGGGAAACCACGAUCGACCACGUGUUGGGUCACGCCUUGGGGAAGAACGUAUUGACGCGCUGAACAUGAUCUUGCUCAGCCUUUCUGGAGCGAGUGUCACGUAUCAGGGGGAAGAGAUUGGCAUGACGGAUGUGCACAUCUCCUGGGAGGAUACGGUCGAUCCGGCCGCCUGCAAUGCGGGCAAAGACUUGUACGAGGAAAAGUCGCGCGAUCCAUGCCGCACACCGUUCCAGUGGGAUGAUACAGCGAUGGCCGGCUUUACGACAGGUUCCAGCACGUGGCUACCGGUCGGUGACAGGUACAAGGAGGUAAACGUGCUCGUACAGCAGCAGGCCGAAAAGAGUCACCUUAAGGUGUAUCGUUCAAUGAUGGAGCUUAGGAAGUCGAAAACAUUCCAACUCGGUACGGUAAAAGCGGUUGCAAUUAGCGAUACUGUGCUGGCAGUUGUACGGGAGCUGUCGAAUUUCAGCACUUACAUAACGCUGGCCAAUCUUGGCAGCCAGCUUGAGGUGAUCAAUGCUGUUGGAUUAUCCGAUUCACUGCCGGACAAGCUGUUCUUUGACGUAGUUAGUGUUGGUUCGCAUAAUAUUCGAGGAGGAUCAGUAGCGACCAAGGAUAUAGUUUUGUUACCCAAUGAGGCGUUCGUUUUGAAAGCGCGCGUUGGACCGGUAGAAAAAGUGUAUUCAUCCAUUUGCGAGAGUUGGCUUCAAUAAAUGCUGCAAUUAUUA